Messenger RNA from Closterium sp. Naga37s-1, 663 nucleotides. NCBI's taxonomy places the organism in Eukaryota, Viridiplantae, Streptophyta, Zygnematophyceae, Desmidiales, Closteriaceae. The record is from the annotation of a GenBank genome assembly.
AUGGAUGGGGAUUCAGAGCUGGGCGGAGACGGGGGGGAUGGAGAGAAGGGGAAGGGGGGAGGCGCGGGGAAGGGGAAGGGGGGAGGUGCGGAGAAGGGGAAGCGGGGAAGGAGGUGCGGGAGGUGGGAGAUCAUUUGCUGGGUGGGGAUUGGCGCUGGGGUGGUCAUGACGGGGAUUGGCCUCACAAUGCUUGUCUUCUUCCUCUCACUCACCCAACAGGAACCAGUUGUGACUGUAGAGGGUGUUGAUAUAGUCCGCCUGAGCAUCUCAAUCCCUUCCCAAACCAUCAAGAUGCCGAGCCUAGACCCCAGCAUGGUCACUGUCCCGAACCUAGGAGGCUCCGUCCCCAGCCUUGCGAAUAUCUCGAUGCCAGCGUUUGAGCUGGGCAAGAAGCAGACAAAAAUUGCCACCGUGCCGAUCGUGGUGAAGAGCUUCCCGCUGCUCUCCACCUCAUCGUCAGCGCAAGUCAGGAGCCCCAUCGCUGAUGUGCUGAGGGAGCGGAAAAUCAAGAUGCAGACAUUUAUCAACACACAGGGCAAAGUCAGGGUGUGGGGAAUCGCCUCUCCCACUUACAAUGUCACUGUGAUGUGUGUGAUGACGGUGGACCCCAGCGCGGAUGUGAUGACCAAGAAGGAAUGUGGAGCCAAGCCUACAAAAGUGUAG